This is a messenger RNA of Phoenix dactylifera (date palm), 836 nucleotides long. RefSeq lists its product as uncharacterized. Gene Ontology annotation, cellular component: nuclear envelope; membrane; endoplasmic reticulum. Gene Ontology annotation, molecular function: glutathione transferase activity; glutathione peroxidase activity. The record is from RefSeq and is a predicted model, not a curated record. Lineage: Eukaryota; Viridiplantae; Streptophyta; Magnoliopsida; Arecales; Arecaceae.
GGGCGCCCAUCGGAACUCAAACCUUUCUUGGGAUGGAAGGCAGCUCGUCCCGGAGACCAGAAGCUUCUAGGCUUUGUCGAAUCUCACUCCCACCUUUUAAACCCUUGCACACUUCGGCUUGCUUGAAGGAGUGCGGUGAAGGGCUAACGCAGACAGGGAAGAAGAAGGACUAGAGAGAGAGAGAGAGGAGAAGAGAAGAGAUGGCAGUGAGCGUAGAGAUCCCGAGGGAGUAUGGAUACGUGGUGCUGGUGGUGGUUCUCUACGUCUUUCUCAACUUUUGGAUGGGCGUCCAAGUCGGCAAGGCCCGGAAGAAGUACAAGGUGUUCUAUCCUAACCUCUAUGCGAUCGAAUCCGAGAAUAAGGAUGCCAAGCUCUUCAACUGUGUCCAGAGGGGCCAUCAGAACUCGCUGGAGGCGAUGCCGGUGUUCUUCGCGACGCUGCUGGUGAGCGGGUUUCAGCACCCCUUGAUCGCUGCCGGGCUCGGCGUCUUUUACACGGUCGCCCGAUUCUUCUAUUUCAAGGGCUACUCCACUGGAGUCCCAGAGAAUCGUCUUAAGAUUGGGGGACUCAACUUCGUGGCGUUGUUCGGGCUCAUAAUCUGCAUGGCCUCGUUUGGGAUCCAUCUGCUUAUCCGAGGAGUGCUGUGAUGCAGGUGCCAUGUGUUCGGUCUCUGCUUUGGUUGCUUUUGCUUGUGUUGAUGACUCCGUGUCCAUGGUUAGGAAUAAACCUAGAAAAUGCUAGGAGGAGUGAAGAUUUCUUUUGUGUCGCUUUCUGUGUAUUUUUAUGUUCAAAACUGAAUUACAGCUCUACAUAAGAGCAGAUCAUUCCUGGUAAAA